Molecule: messenger RNA, 342 nt
Organism: Fraxinus pennsylvanica
Lineage: Eukaryota; Viridiplantae; Streptophyta; Magnoliopsida; Lamiales; Oleaceae
Source: the annotation of a GenBank genome assembly
AUGGCCAAAUUUGAAAAUGACUUGUUUUUUUUUGUUUUGUUUUGUGAUGGCCGGGAAAAAAUUGUGGAAGAUAACUCUCUGGAAUUUGGGGACAUCUUUAUGUUCCAAUAUGAUGGUGACAAUUUAUUUGACGUAAAACUGUUAGGGUUGUCAGGUUGUGAUAAGGAGGGUUCUCAACAUUUUAAUAUGAGGGUUGAGAAUGAGAAUGGAGCAGAUGGUGAAGCACAAGUGGAGCAAGUGGCUCAUGUUCAGGCUUGGCUAUCCGGCCAAGAAAUCCUUACUUUGUCACCAAAAGCAGGACAUAUUGGCAGAAUGAUUUUUAUAUCCCCUAGAAGACAAUAA